AUGCGAGUAAACGUGGCGAGAGUUUGGGAGGAUUCGGAUUAUGAGAAAAUCAGAAGUUUGUGUUUGCAAAAUGAAGGAUGGAUUGAGGUGAGCAAAAAAUAAUAAGCUUUUUAUACAUACGAUAUUGAAAUUUGUGUGUAUUUGUGCAUCGCAGUGUUUACAGACAUGAGAAUAAUUUCUUUUUGUCAGGAAUUGCGCAUUUUCAGCACGGUAGAAGGGUUUUAAGAUUAUUUUGAAUUUGAUUCCUCUCGCCAAGAAGAAUUAUUUGAUUUUUGUGAAGGUCUCGCAGCGAUAGAAGAUUUUCCAAAAGAAAACUUUAAAUUUAUCCAUUUCUGACAUCUAGAAAUUGAUGUUUUCUCGAAGACAUCAAAUUUUAAUGAUCAAAUUUCCGCUCGUUUUCUGUUCGGCACCCACACAUUUGCCCCCUUCUUAUGAUCACAAUUAUAAUCAAAUUAUUGGAAAUUUCGCAAACAUGAAAUAAAAUUUCCAUUCUCGCUAACAAAAUUCGUUUUCUCACAGGUUUACAACAAAAAAGACACAGAAGUUCAUGUGAAAAAUGUGCCGAACAGCGAUUAUCAAAUGGUCAAAGCCACCGCCUAUUUUCCUGAUGUUUCAUCGAGUGUCGUUUAUGAUGUUUUGCAUGAUUCAGCGUAUCGACCGAAAUGGGAUAAACAUAUGGCGAAACAGGAGAGUAUUGGGAUUAUUAACCCGAAUAAUGAUGUUUGUUAUCAUGGAUGUGAGUAUUUGGGGUGGGGAUCAAAAUGAGUUGAGAGCUUGUACCAUAGACUUCUGAAUAUAUCAUUUUUCAGAUAAGAACUAUCUAUGGGAAAGUUAGAGAGAUAGUAUAAGACCAACGGAUUUUCCUAGAAGAUCCAAUAAAUUUUGGAUUCAGAAAGUUUUUGGAUAUUUUUUUCACAAAGUUAUACGACUUGGGUUAUAAAGGUGCUCUAACUUUAACAUAGAUAAUUUUCAUCAGAAAAAUUAGCCUAUCAUAUCAUCGUAUGAAAAAACCUCAAAUUUUCACUCAUGUUUCAGUGACAUCAUAUCCACCAGUUCGAGCUCGAGAUUUUGUUAUGCAACGAAGUUGGUUGGAAACACAAAAUGAGAAAAUGAUAUGUUCACAUUCGGUUUGUCACGAAGAUUAUCCGCCAGCAAAAGGUUAUAUCAGAGGAACUAUUCUUUUAUCCGGUUAUUUGAUUAGAGACAAAGGUGAAAAAGGUGGAUGUGAAGUGAUUUAUAUUUGUCAUUCGGAUCCAAAAGGUAAACUACCAACUUGGUUGGUUAAUCGAGUUACGAAAGUGGUUGGACCGAAAAUUAUCAAAAAAUUACACAAAGCUUGUCAAAGUUAUCCGGAUUGGAAACAAAAACAUCAUCCGGAAUGGAAACCGUGGAUUAAUGUUGAACAACAGGUGGGUAUUCUGAUGUAUACUAUAAUAAGUCUAUCAUAAUUUUUAAGAUCGAUUCCCCACGAGUAGAUUUGAGUAAAUGUCAACCAAAAGAAUAUGAACAAGAUAUAAUCGACGAAUCGAAUUUAUCUGCAAUGUCAAUAAGCACAAAAGACGAGGAUGAGGAGGAAAAUUAA
Messenger RNA from Caenorhabditis angaria, 1582 nucleotides. NCBI's taxonomy places the organism in Eukaryota, Metazoa, Nematoda, Chromadorea, Rhabditida, Rhabditidae. The record is from the annotation of a GenBank genome assembly.